Messenger RNA from Lathyrus oleraceus (garden pea), 1147 nucleotides. RefSeq names its product thioredoxin domain-containing protein PLP3B. NCBI's taxonomy places the organism in Eukaryota, Viridiplantae, Streptophyta, Magnoliopsida, Fabales, Fabaceae. The record is from RefSeq and is a predicted model, not a curated record. Bases 184 to 873 code for a protein of 229 amino acids. The transcript is spliced from 9 exons.
CCAACCCAUUUCCAUUAUCGUACUUCCCUCUUCCACAGAUCGCUGCAACUUCGAAUUCCACCAACAAAACACACACAGAUCAAUAAAGCUUCAAACCUUUGAACAAGUUUUUUUGCCUCCGGAGUUUAACACUCUCAUUAAACCAGCAUUUGCACCUUCUUCAUCCAGAUCUCGAAGAUAACGAUGAAUCCAGACGCUGUAAAGUCCACUCUCACCAAUCUCGCGUUUGGAAACGUAAUAGCAGCCGCCGCUCGUAAUUAUCAAAAGGAAUUGCUCAGUGAAGAGAAGGCAGCACAAUCAAGUUCUGUAAACGAGGAGGUUGACCUUGAUGAUUUGAUGGAUGAUCCCGAGUUGGAAAAAUUGCAUGCGGACAGGAUUGCAGCUUUUAAGAAAGAAGCAGAGAAACGGGAGGCAUGGAAGAAGAAAGGUCAUGGGGAAUUUAGGGAGGUAAAUGAAGGGGAUUUCUUGGGUGAAGUCACUGGAAGUGAAAAAGUGAUCUGUCACUUCUACCAUAAGGAGUUCUAUCGAUGCAAGAUAAUGGAUAAGCACUUAAAGUCCCUUUCAACAAAACAUAUUGAUACAAAGUUCAUCAGGCUCGAUGCAGAGAAUGCACCGUUCUUUGUUACAAAAUUGGCAAUCAAAACUUUGCCUUGUGUCAUACUCUUCAGACAAGGAGUCGCAGUAGAUAGAUUGGUAGGUUUUCAAGAUUUGGGAGCAAAAGAUGAUUUUACCACAAGAAAACUGGAGGUUCUGCUGAUAAAGAAAGGUAUUAUUGCCGAGAAAAAGGAUGUGGAUGAGGAAGAUCAAGAAUAUGAUGAAAGUAAACGAAGAAGUGUUAGAUCCUCAGCGGCCGCCGAUUCUGACUCUGAAUAAAAUUAAUCAUUCGGCAGCAUCAUGAAAAAAAGAGAGUGGAGUUUAGCUUGUUCAUAUCUUCUUGGAUUUCUGGCGUGUAUAAUCAUUGUUACAUUUUCUUUUUGUUUGCUUAUACUAGUAAUUUAUAUGCGGGGGUUAAUGUAUUGCAUUCCUAGGUAGAGUGUAACGCCACUUGUGUAUGAACUUUUUAUUUAAGCACUAACUCCCACCAAAAAGUUGCUACGAGUUCUCCCAUCUUAGGGUAGUAAAUGGAAGAUAAUGACUCUUUCUUGAA